CAGGGACCGAGCGAGAAGGGCGGAGGAGAAGGGAAAGACUAGAGGAGCAGCAGCCAAUCGGGCCGCACCGAGCGCCCUCUACCUCAGCCCCGGCUCCUCCCAGCCCGCCGCUCUCUCUGUCCCCUCACCACCACACUCACACAACUCCAGGCCACAGCCAUGUCAACCGGACACCAGCACAGCCAGAGCCGGGCCAUCCCCACCAGGACCAUCCCUAUCAGCGACUCCUCUCAGCUACCUCAUGACUACUGCACCACCCCCGGGGGCACGCUCUUCUCCACCACCCCUGGAGGUACAAGGAUAAUCUAUGAUCGCAAGUUUCUCUUGGACCGUCGCAACUCCCCAUUGGCUCAGACCCCACCCCGCCGCUUGCCUGAUAUUCCUGGAGUGACCAGCCCUAGUACUGUUGUAGAAGAACCCAAAGUAGAAACAAACAAUUUGAACAAUCAUGACAGAAAGACUGCUAUUGGCGAUGAUGCUCAAUUUGAAAUGGACAUCUAACUUCCCGGAUGCUUAAAAAGCACUCAGAAUUUGCGUGAACCUGACAUGGCCAAUAGGAUCAUUAAUGAAAAAGGGGCAAUGCCGCUCUCAAGCGUGUAGAAAACAAUCCUUCCAGGUGCCAAAGGUCAACGCAACUAGGCUCCCUUUUUUUUCUUUUUUUUUUCUCCCCCAAGAAUAAUCCCACUCCAGCUACUGUAAAGUAUGGAGGUGGUGAAGGGACUUGUGACUCUGAUUUCAAUGGCUUGAAGUUGGCAAGUGGGAAUAAAUACAGUUUGCAAAUUUGUACUGUAGCUUUGCAAAUACAUGUGGACUAUGGGUGGCAUAAAUGAAUAUUCCUUUUUUUUUUUUUUUUUUUUUUUUUCAUCCCACUUUUUUUUCUGUUUUUGUCAAAAUGUCACUAAAGAUUUGCCCUAUGGUUUGGAAAGAUACCCAGGCCAUAGUGGAUAUGUUUCUUUGUAAUAUAUUGGCUUAAUUCUGUAUACAGUGAUCUCAACAGCAAAAAUAGUCUCAAGGAACCAUAACGUCUCUGUUAAUCUUGUUUGGCGUCCUUUUUAUAGGGCCACUAAAGAUUUCUGCCUUUUUGAAGUCUUAAAUCAGGUCCCCUGUUCAUUGCAACGUGUAUGCUGCCUGUUAAGGGAGGGCAUUUUUUUUGGAAUGACUGAUUUAUGAACAUUGUCAAUCCAUGUCCGUUACUGAUUUGGUUGGGCUUGACUUUGCCUUUAUGCAAAUCAAUCGGAUUGAAUUUACACCCAACAUAAAUUUUUACUUAAGGUUGUGUUUUGUAAAUCAAGAAGAUGACUGUGGGUAUAUGAGGGCAUAACACCUUCCCUUCUCAGCAUUGAGAGUAAUUUCAGGUUGCCAUAACUUGUCUUAUACAAGAUCAUGCCCUAUAAUCUAUGUACUUCUUGAUUAUCUUGUAUUUUGGCAUAGUACUUUAUAGAUCAAGUGAGUUUUGAGCCCAAGCUUAAGAAAUUUGCCUUGUAAAGGAAAGAAAGUAUUUGUGAAAGGUUCUUAAAGUGCAUUUCAGAAUAAAACUAAAGUGUUAAGGAGAGCUGCAUUUUGACAAUGUUUAAGAGUUUCUUUUUCAUGACUUUUUAACAUCUCCUUAAACCACUUCUAAACUGAAUGCCAAAGUAUCCAAAACAAUGCUAUAAUUUUCUGUUUUCUACAGAGGGUAUUAAAUGCAAAAUGUAUUGGCCAAAUGUGAUCAAGUUUUAGUUGAUGAUCAGGCCGGAAAUGAUCAUUAGGUGCUAAUAAACAUUGCAUUAUGUGCUUCUCUGGAUUACUGUUUCUGCUGUGCAAAAAAGUCUUCCUGCCCCCCUAUCCCUUUAGCAUAACAAAAUCCAAAUGUUGGACAAUCUGUCAUUUUUUUUAUUUUCUCUCCCAACUAUCCACAUCUGAAUCUGGUUCUUUUGGUAGUAAAAUUGGUAGAGUUAAACAGCAUCUGUCCCUUUUUGUUAACACAUGAAACUGUCAACACCGGGUAGUGGAGUUAACAUCAAUAUGUGAGGUAUGCCUUUGUAUUUUAUUUGAUGGCUUUAUUGCAAUAACUUUAUAUAAUAAUUUUUCUGAGUUUGAGGAAUGGCCCAGGGUCCACAGGCUCCAACUAUUUAGGGCUUGCCUUCCUGCACAGGCCAUGUGUAGAUAGCCUGUGCCAUCAGUGAGUAUUGCAGUGCACAUGAAGUGAUUCGGUUCCUCAAUCUGUCAGACUCUUUGAGCUCCCUCACUGCCUCUAGUGGUAAGUCUAGCUUUUCGAAGCUCGCGUAGGGAGUCCGACAGGUUUAGAAUCAAACUUGCUGUGCAUGUACCGAAAUACUUAUUGACGUUGCAGGCAAUCUACACAAGGCCACCGCUGGCAGGCAAGCACUGUGUGCCAAUCACUGUGUGGAGCGGUGUGAUGUCAGGAGAGAGGUGUUGGGGCCCUUGGCCAUCAUGGACCCCAGGCCAUGCAUCUCUGACAAAUAUUUUUUCUUUAUUUAUUGCAAUAAAGGAACCAAGUAAAAAUACAAAGGUAUGCCUUGAACGUGGACACUACCCCUAUUACUGUGUCGGCAGUUUACAUGUGUUAGUGACAGCUGCACUUUAAAGGGGUACUCCGGCCCUAAGACACCUUAUCCCUUAUCCAAAGGAUAGGGCACAAGAGGUCUGAUUACGGGGGUCCUGCCGCUGGGGACCCCCACAAUCUAUAAUGCAUCACUGACCUGUCUCAGCAGCACGAAGCGAUGAUCGCUCUGUGUCUGAAGACUCAGGACCACAGGGCCGGAGUAUCGUGACGUCAUGACUCCGCCCCUUGUGAUGUCACGACUCGCCCCCUCAUGCAAGCUUAAGGGAGGGGAUAUGGGACAAGAUGUCUUAGGGCCGGAGUACCCCCUUUAAUGUGUAAAUAAGAGCGCUUGGGGGCCAGUUCAACCCUCUGCAGUUGGCAUUUAAUGUGUUAAGUUUUCCCCAUGUUUUCUUUUGGAGCAUUUUUUUUUCAUGGGAUUAAAACAUGAAAAAAACUAAGCUGAAUUUAUGGAAAAAAGCAUAAAAUCAUUAAAACACACCCAAACAAUU
Messenger RNA from Hyla sarda, 3054 nucleotides. RefSeq names its product eukaryotic translation initiation factor 4E binding protein 2 (gene EIF4EBP2). The record is from RefSeq and is a predicted model, not a curated record. Gene Ontology annotation, biological process: negative regulation of translational initiation. NCBI's taxonomy places the organism in Eukaryota, Metazoa, Chordata, Amphibia, Anura, Hylidae. Gene Ontology annotation, cellular component: cytoplasm. The transcript is spliced from 3 exons. Gene Ontology annotation, molecular function: eukaryotic initiation factor 4E binding. Bases 160 to 501 code for a protein of 113 amino acids.